ACAUGAUCGGUCACACAAGGUUGUUUGUGUUUGUGGUUUGUGGUUUGUCAUGACUAUGAUGACGUGUUCCCUAUCAAAAAGACAUUUUUCUAUUGUUUUUAUUUUCGCUUUUUCGCCGCAUAACCAUAUAUAUAGCAAACUCCUCCUCCGUCUUACACUCGUGAGUCAUUCUCUCUCAACCAUCGAACCCCUUUUCUUACUUUUUUUUAUUAUUUAUUAUUUUAAAUAAAUUAAUUAAUUUCGAAUGGGUAAACGGAAACGAACUUCUGAUUUCACUCACUCCCAAACGGAUCAUUAUCCACCUUCUUCUUCCUCUUCUGCCGCUAUUCAAUGCUCUUCCAAGAUGGAGCUGUUGUCCGACGAGAAGCCUUCGUAUUCAGGCGAUCCAGGUGCACUCCCUCUGCCGUCUGCAUUGAAUAUCACAGAUGGAUCUAUGAAGCUACUUAAUACGCAUCCAGCUAUGCCGCAUCAUCAUCCUCAGAAUCUUGGUCGUUCAAUAUUUUUGAAACGAUCUCGGUAUUACUAUGGACACCAGUAUUCUCGACGCAACUCUGCCAAUCAUGCCAACGCGUCUUCUUCUCGUGGCAAGGGUACUUCCUCAUUGGAUGACAAGCUUUCUUUCAAAUUGGCUUCUCAACCUAACUCAUCGUCCAAACAACACACGGAAUUCAGAGAGAAGACAUUUUCUAGGCCAGAGAGAAUCCGGUCAAGUUCUUUCGCAAUGGAUUCGGUAUCACCGGAAGUAGUGAAGAUGGUUUGCACGAUAUGUCAGAAGCCGCUGAGACGGAAAUUUAACUUCAUGGGGAAUUCAAUGUCUUGCAAUGAACUGGCAGUCGUGGCAGUUUUAGUAUGCGGUCAUGUUUAUCAUGCCGAUUGUUUGGAGCAAAGAACUUGCAUUGAAGAACUACGUGACCCGUCAUGCCCUAUGUGUGCAGGUUUACUCUUGCAGGAUCAUGAUGACUGUAAAGGACAAGAAUAGUUUCCAAGUAGAUGAAUACUAUUACAACUUAAUACUGAUCAACAAAGUACUAGUAAAGGGAUAUAGAGUUUUAUGGAAGAAUAACAAAAAUGAAAGAUAGUCUUUUUUUGCUGCAAAUAGACUAUAUAGCUAGGAUGAAGAUCUUGUUUGACUAUCAGGAUCUCUGCAUUGUCCUCAGAAUUUGUGGAUUAGGGAGAGUUUGUGUAAUUUCUUUAAUACUUAUUCUUUUUUUCAGUAUGCACAUAGGGGGCUGUAAUAAUUUUAUGUAACAAUUGAAUGUUGAUGCAGAAAUUUGAGUAGCUGUAAAUGUUUUAGAAUUUAAAGGAUAUACUUGUUCAAAUAAUUGUUGGAUCUCCACACUUCAUGGA
Messenger RNA from Cicer arietinum (chickpea), 1347 nucleotides. RefSeq lists its product as uncharacterized. The record is from RefSeq and is a predicted model, not a curated record. Lineage: Eukaryota; Viridiplantae; Streptophyta; Magnoliopsida; Fabales; Fabaceae.